This is a messenger RNA of Melanotaenia boesemani (Boeseman's rainbowfish), 2037 nucleotides long. RefSeq names its product pleckstrin homology domain containing A2 (gene plekha2). NCBI's taxonomy places the organism in Eukaryota, Metazoa, Chordata, Actinopteri, Atheriniformes, Melanotaeniidae. The transcript has 12 exons. Gene Ontology annotation, cellular component: cytoplasm; membrane. The record is from RefSeq and is a predicted model, not a curated record. Bases 286 to 1563 code for a protein of 425 amino acids. Gene Ontology annotation, molecular function: PDZ domain binding.
CGGAGCGUCCAACCCGGAAAUAAGAAAGUCUUCUGUAAUCCGAUCACACAAACAGACGAAAGUGUGAGAACCUCUUGCACACCGGCCUUGUAGAUAUCUACUGUUUGUAAAAGUUAUUAAAAACAGAAAAUAAAAGUUUAUCUGCCAUGAUCGUGCUUGCCCAACUUGACUGUCUCCUCUCCGCUUCGUAGCGCAGCUGCGGGGCGCUGGCUGUGGCGCACACUGACUCUCUGCAGCGGCGUCUGUAACUGUCUGUCUGCCUCAGUGAUAUGUGGUAGUGGCAGUAUGCCGUAUGUGGACCGGCUGAACCGUGUGUGUGGCUUCCUGGACAUCGAGGAGAAGGAAAAUAGUUGCCGCUUCCAGAGAAGAUACUUCAUCCUUGACACACAAGGAAAUGCUCUGCUGUGGUAUAUGGACAAUCCUCAGAACCUACCGAGUGGAGCCAGCUUUGUUGGCAGCCUGAAAUUAACCUACAUCUCUAAGGUAAGUGAAGCUACAGCAAAGCAAAAGCCAAAGACAGAGUUCUGCUUCGUCAUAAAUGCAGUUUCACGGAGAUACUUCCUUCAAGCCAAUGAUGUAACUGACAUGAGAGACUGGGUGGCUGCCCUCAACAAGGCCAGUAAGAUCACUGUUCCAAAAGCUUGCCCUGUACCUCCGAGAACAGAUGUUAGUGCAGUGAUCAGUGACACACAGGGAGGAAACAAACAGAAGGCCUACAAGACUGAGAUCAUUGGUGGUGUGGUGGUGCACACGCCCAUCCAGAAUGAGGGCGAAGACACAAACGGGAGGGAGAGGAAGGGAAACAGGCCUGGUGUGCUGAGAUGUGGUUACUGUGUCAAACAAGGAAAUGUGAGGAAGAGCUGGAAGAGGCGGUUUUUCACCCUGGAUGAUAUUGCAGUCAGUUACUACAAGACUGAGAUGGACAAGGAGCCUCUCCGAGCUAUUGCACUGAGAGAGAUUCAAAAGGUCCAUGAAUGUCUCGUCAAGUCGGGGGACCUCCUGCUCAGAGACAACCUUUUUGAGAUCAUCACCAGCUCCCGAACUUUCUACAUCCAGACAGACUCUCCUGAGGAGAUGCACGGUUGGAUCCGGGAUAUCGAGAUGAAAAUCCAGGAAUUCAGAGGUCCCCCCAAGGGCUUUUCAUUUAAGCGUGCAUCUUCCCUCUAUCGAAGUCAAAAUGCCUCCUGUACAUCUCGUGGUCAGCAGAGUGACGAGCGUAGACCUCCACUGAUCAAGUCCUGCUCUGUGGCACCAGGCUGGCAGCCCUGGACGCCUGUUCCUCCAUGUGAGCCCAUCAUCUUGGACACAGAAGAUGAAGAUAGCGCAUUCAGCUCUGUGCCCAAUCUGCCUUCUCUCUCCUCCUCCUCCACCUCAUCCUCCACCUCAUCCUCCUCCAACUCCCUUUCCUCUCCAGCCCCUUCAACCAGCGGGCUGGGGAUCCUUACAGCGACAGCAGAUGUGGCCAGUGGGCGGCGGCGGCACCGCUCGCAGCCUCAGCCUCACACUGCUUACAGCUCUCCCUUCAGAGUGGAUGAUGACGGCAUUCGCACCACUGAUGUCUAGUUCAGCAUAGAGGUGUCAUCAGACUCCUGUAUGGACUAAAGUCUUGGUACUGGUUUUGCUAUGGUGAAUGUGAUGAAAGUAUUCCCUGCUAAUGAAGAGACACUGUGACCGUCUGCCUCAAUGCUAUUAAGGCCCCCUUCUGGUGUUGUAGAUUUUUGCAGAUGAAGGAUGUACCCAGCUGGAAGAUGAUAGAAGAGAGGUACAGUGUUUGUUGUUUGCAGGACUGUGAAGACAUUUGAUGGAGUUUUUUGUUUCUUUGUUUCUUUUAAUUUUUUUUGUUAUUUUUUUUAAUGCAACGUCCUCUGAAAACUUGAAUAAUCCAUUCAGUUGAACAUGUAUUUGAAGAUUUAAAAAUAAUGGCACAUGCUUUCAGCCUGUUGCACUUGGCUCUCAUUGGCUUUUUAUCAAUCUCACCAGGACUGUUUCCUGCUAAAAGUAUUUGCAAGAAGGUAUUUAAAAAUGUUUUAAUACACU